CAGGCACUGCUGAGUUAAUGAAAAGCAAGAAAAGAGCAGAAUAGUGUGUCUCUAUCAUAGCCUGAGCAACCUGGGAUUCAGAGAGGAAAGAAGUAACACAAUAAAGGACGUGAGAGAACAUGGCUCCAAAGAUUACUACAGGGCUGCUUCAACAGCUUCGGCAAGCAAUGAAAAACUCCAGAUAUGUUCCAGAGCCAAUCCAAGCUUACGUUGUACCUUCAGGAGAUGCACAUCAGAGUGAAUACAUUGCGCCUUGUGACUGCCGAAGAGAGUUCAUUUGCGGGUUUGAUGGCUCAGCAGGAACUGCCAUUGUUACUGAACAAGACGCAGCCAUGUGGACAGAUGGACGCUACUUUCUGCAGGCUGCCCAACAAAUGGAUAGCAACUGGACACUCAUGAAGAUGGGUCUGAAGGACACUCCCACACAAGAGGACUGGCUUGUGAGUGUGCUUCCUCAGGGCUCCAAAGUGGGAGUAGACCCAUUAAUUAUUCCAGCAGAUCAAUGGAAGAGGAUGUCCAAAGUUUUGAAAAGUGCUGGGCACGCUCUUGUACCAGUCAAAGACAAUCUCAUUGAUGCCAUAUGGGCAGAUCGACAACCACGGCCUUGCAAACCUCUGAUGACCCUGGGUUUGAGCUACACAGGAAUCAGCUGGAAGGAGAAGGUCACAUCUCUGCGGGGGAAAAUGGCUGAGAGGAAAGCUCUCUGGUUUGUGGUGACAGCCUUGGAUGAAGUAGCUUGGCUAUUUAAUCUCAGAGGAUCUGAUGUUGAAUACAACCCUGUGUUUUUUGCUUAUGCCAUCAUAGGGAUCAAUACAAUCAGGUUGUUUAUUGAUGGUGAUCGCAUGGCAGACCCUGCAGUGAGAGAACAUCUUCUGCUGGAUUCUGCCCAGGAUGCUGAAUUGAGCAUCCAAGUGCUACCAUACGACUCCAUCCUCAUGGUUCUAAAAUCCAUCUGUGAGACCCUCUCUCCUCAUGAGAAAGUUUGGCUCAGUGACAAAUCCAGCUAUGCCCUGACCCAGGCCAUUCCUAAGGAUCACCGUUACCUCACCCCAUACACUCCCAUCUGCAUUGCAAAGGCUGUGAAGAAUGCAUCAGAGGCUGAAGGCAUGAGGAGAGCUCAUAUCAAGGAUGCUGUUGCUCUGUGUGAACUAUUUAAUUGGCUGGAGAAGGAGGUUCCUAAAGGAAGCAUUACUGAAAUAACAGCGGCAGAUAAAGCAGAGGAAUUCCGUAGCCAGCAAGAGGACUUUGUUGAUUUGAGCUUUGCUACUAUUUCAAGUACAGGACCAAAUGGUGCUGUCAUUCACUACAAGCCUACACCUGAGACAAAUAGAACUUUAUCCAUGAACGAGAUCUAUCUCCUAGAUUCUGGUGCUCAGUACAAGGAUGGUACCACUGAUGUGACAAGGACUAUGCAUUUUGGCACUCCAUCAACUUACGAAAAGGAAUGCUUUACCUAUGUGCUAAAGGGUCAUAUAGCUGUCAGUGCAGCCAUAUUCCCAAAUGGAACCAAAGGUCAUCUUCUGGACUCCUUUGCCCGUUCUGCUCUCUGGGAUCAAGGUUUGGAUUACCUGCAUGGCACAGGACAUGGAGUUGGCGCUUUCUUGAAUGUCCAUGAAGGUCCAUGUGGUAUUAGCUACAAAACCUUUGCAGAUGAACCUCUGGAAGCUGGGAUGGUUGUUUCUGAUGAACCUGGUUAUUAUGAAGAUGGUUCUUUUGGGAUCCGAAUAGAAAAUGUUGUUAUAGUCAUUCCAGCUAAAACUAAGUAUAACUUCAGCAACAGAGGGAGUUUGACUUUCGAACCUUUGACCCUGGUUCCAAUCCAGACCAAAAUGAUACAUGUACACUUGCUAACCCAAAAAGAGUGUGAUUGGGUGAAUGACUACCAUAGAAAAUGCAGAGAGGUGGUUGGAAAUGAACUUGAACAACAAGGACGACAUGAAGCUCUCCAGUGGCUAAUUCGGGAAACGGAGCCAAUCUCCAAAAUGCACUAACAGCAGUAUUCUUUUUUCUUUGUUAUUUUUUUAAAAUCUGAUUCCUUUUUGAAAUUGCAAAAACAGAACUGACUCAGCUUCACAACAGUACACUUGGUGCCACCAUGUGUUAUAGUGUGGAUGGAAGGAAGAUGUGGAAAUCCUUUCCUAAUGAUCAAGAAAAACAGAAGAAAAAGGAGCAAGGUGGAAUUUAUUUGGAGGGAUGAUUUCUUCCCCCGUAAUUAUUAUUUCUUCCACUUGUGAUAAUGAACAAAUACAAACCUAGAGCUAUGAAAUCUUUAACCUACAGAGAGUGGAUGGGUCAUUUAGGAGUGCCAUGCCCCCUAAGAGGCUAAAAGCUGUCUUAAUUGGCUCAUGUGUUCCAGGCCUGAGAGAAAGAAGUUAGAAACAUAAGAUUUCAUAGACUAAAGGGUGGAACAGAUGGGCAGGAAAGAGCGGUCAGAUGCUGCUCCUGCCCAGAGUGCCCUGGGACCAUGGCGACCACAUGCUGCAGCCCUGAUGAUGGCCCCUGCCAUAGUCCCAAAUUAACUAGGACAAGGAGUGGAAAAGAUCCGCGCCUUCUGGGGCUGGGUUUCAGCUGACUUAGGUGGCUCAGGAGCAAUCCCGGCGUUACCUCUAUGUAGGUUCGGGGUGUGUGUCAUCUAAAUGAGAUGCCCCUAAGCUUCUUAGAGAACUUGUCUGUUCCAGGUCUAAGUAUACUUGAAGUAGACUCAGGCGGGGUACAAACCGCCCAAAAAGGGCAGUCUAUCCGCGCCCUGUUUUGCUGUGCAAGGGAGCUGCAGCAGACAAACAGCAUGGCUCCAUUGCUCAGCAAAAGGAACCCUUAAAAAGUGGGUUCUUUUUGCGGUGUGUUUGUGAUGCUGCAGUGCGCCAAUGGCGCACUUGCGCCAUCACAAUGACACUUGGACGUGCAGACGUUAAGCGUCCGUCGUGUCAAAAUGGUGGUGCCCGUGUGUACAGGGUGCCGCCAUUUUGACAUCCUCGUCAUGUGCUAGGGGUGAGGCCAGUAUGGGCGGUACGCCCUCGGCCAACUCCUAUCGUGACGGGGGCGCACUUUAGGCCCGUCUGGAGAGGGCCUCAGUCUCUGAAAGCUUAUGCUACCAACGUCUUUCUCUCAGUCUCAAAGCUGCUACAAGGUUCCUUUGCAUACUGAUCCAGACUAAUGCAGCUGUGGCUCUGAACUUGUACCACCAUAGACAACAUUAUAGUAUUUCUGGUGCAGAUUUGUUAUAAAAUAGACCUUUAUGUGGCCUCUUGAGACUUGCAAUCUUUAUCAUUUGAAAGAUUUUUAAGCCUAGCUUUUCUGCAUUCCCCACUUUUUAAAUGCAGCUUCUUAAUGAAUUUACAUAAGCACGUAUGCCAUUUGGAGACUCCAGAAUCAAGUAAUACUUUGCUGUCAUACAUCAGACCACACAGUGCAAUCCUAUACAUGUCGACACUGAAGCAAGUCCCACUUGUGUUCAGUUGGUCACAUUCCCAGGUACAUAGGGCUGCUAGCCACUGCCAAGAAGAUUCAUAUAGUAUCCCAUCAUCUCGGUUUACCUUGAACAAAAUGAUUUUUGAUGGAUGCAGUUCACAGGUUCAGAUAUCUGUCAGUGAGCAAUAAGUCUUGCUUAUUGCUCAUUGCACUGCACUUCUGACUUUCAGGAAGACUUUGUAAAUUGUAAAACAGUUUUGGACACCACCUUGUAAACCUUGCAGUGUUACACAACAGGAGUUCCUCAAAUCUUUCUCUCUGUGUCUUUCCCAGCUCUUGAAACUGUUGAAGGUGUGGACUUCUGGAUGUAUCCAUUUAGAAAACUAAUGUUAAAAACAAUACUGUGUGUAAAGGGCCUUGAAUGUUCAAAUGCAUCUUUUACACUAGGAUCACUUCUCCUGUUUUUGCAUUGUCAAUACACAGGAGCUCCAAGUGCCAAUAAAAAUCAAUCUACUUUA
Molecule: messenger RNA, 3926 nt
Organism: Sceloporus undulatus (fence lizard)
Lineage: Eukaryota; Metazoa; Chordata; Lepidosauria; Squamata; Phrynosomatidae
Gene: XPNPEP1
Product: X-prolyl aminopeptidase 1
Exons: 20
Coding region: 120-1991 (623 amino acids)
Molecular function (GO): metalloaminopeptidase activity
Source: RefSeq, a predicted model, not a curated record